UCGUGAGAUAAAAAAUGUCAAAAACGCACGUAACAACAUUGCCGGCAGAAAAGAGCAGUGCAAAAUAAUUACACAAAUUGUUUAAAUGUGUGUAAAUAUAUAGUGUCGUGUGAAAAAAGAAUACCCCGACAUGUCGAAACUGUUGCUAAAAAUCUCCAGCCGAAGUUUCGGUGAGCUGUGUGGGAGUGCCGGACUGUUCAGCGCCCGAGCAAAUAGUGUUUGCAAUCCGGCUGGCCGGUGGAGCAAACAUACUGGUUCCAUACUGACCCGACUACAGCAUACAAACCGCCAGUCCGAUCCGAUGAAGGGCAAGGGUCCCAUUACGUGGAAAAGCUUUGCAUUUAUUGCCACCGCCGGUAUCGGUGUGCUCGGGUUCAUGUGGUACGUGAAGGACGAGAAGGAGCAGGCGCUGCUGCGGGAGCGGAAACGACAGCUCGGCAAGGCGGCCAUCGGUGGCAAGUGGGAUCUGGUUGACUCGGACGGCAAUCCGCGCAAAUCGGCCGACUUCCUCGGCAAGUGGUUGCUCAUCUACUUCGGCUUCACGCACUGUCCCGACAUCUGCCCGGACGAGCUGGAGAAGAUGGCGGCGGUGGUGGACAAUCUGGAGAAGGAGAAGGACGCCGACCCGGUGCAACCGAUCUUCAUUACCGUCGAUCCGCAGCGCGACAGCAAAGAGAUAGUGGGCAAGUACGUGAAGGAGUUUUCGCCCAAGCUGCUCGGCCUCACCGGCACGGUGGAGCAGGUGGCGCAGGUAUGUCGUGCAUUCCGUGUGUACUUUAGUGCCGGACCGAAGGAUGAGGACAACGAUUACAUCGUCGAUCACACGAUCAUCAUGUACUUGAUCGAUCCGAACGGUGAGUUCGUGGAUUACUAUGGCCAGAACCGUGACAAGGAAUCGAUAAAGAACUCCAUCCUGAUCAACAUGGCAAAGUUUAAGCAGACGCACAAAUCGGCCUGGUGGUAGAGGCGGGUUGGGGUGAUGUAGCUUUGUAUUUGUGUGUAUGCAUGGAAGGAUGGAUGGAUGGCUUGUAUCAAUUAAAGUAUAGUAGCGUGCCAGUGGCAAUGCAGCAUAUUUGUUAAGUUGAUUAAAAACUCGGCAGCAUUUCGUCGUAAUGAUAAA
This is a messenger RNA of Anopheles coluzzii, 1120 nucleotides long. It is a transcript of the gene Scox, whose product is annotated as protein SCO1 homolog, mitochondrial. NCBI's taxonomy places the organism in Eukaryota, Metazoa, Arthropoda, Insecta, Diptera, Culicidae. Gene Ontology annotation, cellular component: mitochondrial inner membrane. Gene Ontology annotation, biological process: mitochondrial respiratory chain complex IV assembly; intracellular copper ion homeostasis. Gene Ontology annotation, molecular function: copper chaperone activity; copper ion binding. The transcript has 2 exons. The coding region runs from base 131 to 964 and encodes 277 amino acids. The record is from RefSeq and is a predicted model, not a curated record.